Punica granatum (pomegranate) is the source of this 990-nucleotide messenger RNA. The record is from RefSeq and is a predicted model, not a curated record. NCBI's taxonomy places the organism in Eukaryota, Viridiplantae, Streptophyta, Magnoliopsida, Myrtales, Lythraceae.
CCUCCCGCACUCCCAAAGCCAUCUCUCGUCCAUUCUCCCCGGCAAAGUUCUUUUUCCUCUCUUUUUCGACCUCCAAGAGAUUUGAUCUCAGCCGACUUGAACAAUGGGGCCCAAGACUCUCAUCCUUCUGCUCGCCGUCUCCGCCUCCGCCCUCUUCCUCCAAUCGGAAGCCGUUGUCAUCGCCAUCCCCCGAAAGGUCGGACCCAUCGCCCGCUUGGGGCGGCUUAGAGAGAACCCUACCCUGAACAGCAUUUGCAAGAAGACUGAUUACUUCGUCGAGUGCUUCUCGACCAUCGCUCCGCUGCUGAAGGGCCGCCCGAUCAACGCGAUGGUGGCGCUCAAGGCUGAGAUCCAGGCUGCCAACAUGAAGUUCAGGGAGGCGAAGCGGCUGGUGGAGAAGCUCACCGCCAGCCCCACCACCUCCAAGACGACGAAGGAGUGCCUCUCCGUCUGCACGGAGAAUUUCGACUCUGCCCUCGAGAGCCUGCAGGACUCCCUCCAGGCCAUUGCCCAACGGGACCGUGGCAGCCUCAGCAGUCAGCUCAGCGCUGUGACCACAUACGUCGAGACCUGCAACGAUGCUUUUACCGAUUUCAACGGGCAUUCCCCCAUUUCCGUCGCCAACUUGCACCUCGCCAAGAUCGGCAGCAACUGCUUGGCCAUCGCGCAACAAGUCCGCCUGUAAAUAGUAAUGCCCCCGAUAUCAAAUCAACUCCUUGGAUUAAUCAGGGCUCAAUUGAACUUCUGAAUAUCAUGGAUCACACUAAAAAAAUGCUGGGAGAGGAGAGGACAAAAUUGGAUGUAUACUUUUUUUUUCCUUUUUUUUUCUUUUUUUUUUCUAUAUGUAAUUAGGGUGGAAAAGGCGAUGGAGUUAAUCGUUAUUUCCCCUAAGGAUUAUAGAAAAACUGAAAUUCAUAUGUGUUUCUCAUUAUACGAAAUGGGAAAUUGAGUCCAUUGUUAUAUAUAAUUGGAGGGAGGACUAAGCUGGAC